AUGGACGGGCAAAACCAGGAUUGGAAGAAUUUUCUACAGCAGCAGUUUUCCAAGCAAGCAGCUCUCUUACAGCAGCUAACGCUGCACCUCCGGGACGAGACGCAAGCUGGCCUCAAGCUGGAGAACAAAAAGCUCUCCCAGGCUGUGCAGGAGCAGUUUGCGAAGCAGGCGAAGCUGCUGCAAGGCCUGAACACCGCCCCUCACUGGUCUUCUGAUCUCGGCAGGUCCGAGGACCCUCUGGUGCAGGAGGGCACUGGCGAGCUGCCUGCAGAGGUCGGCACGAAGCAGGAGGCCGCGGAAGGAGGUUCGGCGCUCGCGCUGCAAGGUUCGGCGGAACACACCCGCGAUCGGGAUAACAAGCCAGCCCUGCACAGCUGGACCAGCUCUUGGAAGCACGACGAUGAGCAUCCGGAACCGACCUCCAAGUCUCAAGCUGUGGCCCUGGCCAUCGUGCACUCUCCCACCUUCACCCACGCCAUCACCCUGCUGAUCUUGGUGAACAUGGUCAUUCUCGGGGUGGAGGUGGACAUUGCUUCGCACCUUCCACCCUACGAGGAGCCAAGAUGGUUUGGACUCAUCAAUGUCAUCAUUGUGGCUGUCUUUGUUUUCGAGCUGAUCCUGAAGUUCGUGGCCUAUGGCUGCAGAGGCUUCGUGCAUGGACCGGAGAGGUGGUGGAACCUCUUCGAUGUGGUCAUCAUCGGGACCUCCGUGCUGGAGACCGUCAUGGAAUUCAUCGCCAUCACGCUAUCGGCAAUGCAGAUGGACUCGAGCCAUCUCCGGAUCAUGCGUUUUGCACGCAUUGCGAGGGCGCUCCGGGGCGUGCGCGCGGUGCGCUUCCUCCGAUUUGUCAGCGCCCUGCGAACGCUGGUGUUCUCCAUCCUCAGUACGAUGUGGUCUCUGAUUUGGACGCUGGUGCUUCUCAUUCUUCUUUUUUACUGCUUCGCGGUGAUCUUGACCCAGCUUGUGACGGACCAUUGUCGCUACAACUCCGGUGGCCUGGGGACCUGCGCGCCGGACCUACUGAGGUACUGGAACAGUGUGGCGGAGAGCAUGCUCACGCUGUUCAUCUCGAUCUCCGGCGGCCUCAGCUGGUCUGAAGCGCUUCAGCCAUUGCGAGAUGUCUCGGAGAUCGCCUUUCUCUGCAUGGUCGUGUACAUUGUGCUCACGGUUCUGGCAAUUCUUAACGUGGCAGCGCGUCUUGCACUGGUGACACACCUGAGGAUGCUGUUCAACAAUGUCUGCUUAGCACGCCGCAGCUUUGUGUACCCACAACGAUGCUGUCCGCUCAAGAAGCCAUGCAAGGUAUAG
Symbiodinium natans is the source of this 1308-nucleotide messenger RNA. NCBI's taxonomy places the organism in Eukaryota, Dinophyceae, Suessiales, Symbiodiniaceae. The record is from the annotation of a GenBank genome assembly.